UUUGCGACACUAUAACUCACGAACGACUUAACCAAACAAAACACUGUCAAGGACUAUAUUAUAGCGCGCAAAAAUACCUUUCCAACAAGCUAUAGUAUGACUCGAUACAAUGAAUACAACUAGAACUACGCGCUUACGACACCUCGCGGAAAUACCGCAGGACUUUUUUGACAGCCUAAUAUCUCAAACUUCCGUUUGAAAUGGUAUACCUGCAGAGGAUGGUUCGUGCACUUAUAAGGUGGUAAGAAUGUCCAUCUAAACAACUGUUAAGGGUAAGAAGGUAAGGGUAAUUUUGAAAGCGAAAAUUCUGUCUAUGCUUAUGGGUCCAUCAUCGAUGACGCAUCAACCAUUGCAAUACUCGACGACGGUGCUAAACAGGGGCUGAUGAAUUUAUCUUUUCAUGUGAGGAACUCUCUAUUGAGAUGGCAUUAACCCUUUCUCUACGACAGUGUGCUACCGCUGAACGGAGAAAUGCGCCGAAAAGUAUGCAUAUCGCGCUGGUGUGAUCGAUGUGCAGUAUCACCCUGAUGUCGUCUAAAGACGACGCUCGUACACACUAGUCAUCGCACGGAUGUCGUCUAUAGACGACGCUCGUAGAGAAAGGGUUAAAAAACCUAACGAAUGCUAUUAAACCUAUUGUUCGAGUUCGGCAAAUAUUCUCUUAGAUGUACUACAUGGGCUGAAAAAUCCCGGGAUUUUUGAUGAAAACAAUCAUUUUCUGGGCAAAGCAGUAUUUAUUCCUCAACAUAGUUUUCUUCGAGGACAAUACACUCGGUAUAGCCAGUUUCCAACACGUCAGUAACCAAUUAUAAUUGGGGGUGUAUGUUUUUUCAGGCCAACUGGUAGUGGAUUCGCUGCAAAAGACAGGCGCUCGGUUUACGACCACCAUUUUUGAAAGUGUCGAGGAGAUUUGGCCUUUGUUUUUCCAUUUUUUAACUCUCAUGAACCACACAGACCUUAAGACCUGAACCACAUGAACUUAAGUCUAAAUGAAUUAUAACAACAUAAAUUAUAAACUCAAGUCUGAUUAGUGAAAACAAUAAUAAGAAGUGUUGUUGGAUAUCACUACUUUCAUUCAAAUUGAAGCUCAAUUACCUGAACAAAAUGAUUAAUAUACAACUAAACCAAUGACAUUCUACAGAUGAUAUAAUAUAAGAUAACCAACCAAAAACAAACGAACCAUGUUAGACACACUCAAGUUCUUGUUCUUCGUGGUUCUACUGCUGAUAACAAUCAUUCUGAACCAAAAUGUUACGUCAAAGAAAUCCGGCGAACGGAAUUUGAGUCAAUUUUGGCGAAUCGAAAACGCUAAUGGAACACUUAAAAUGGAAAACCAAUCGCUUCCAUCGGGUGUGUACUCGGGUUUGGAGCAAGCACUCAUCAUCGAGUCGGUUCUCGACUUCAAAAAUGACUUGACCACUAAAUGGAUAGCCCAAGACAACUGGAUAUACACGAUGGAUCUUCCUUGCAACAUAGACGAACUCAGUAACUUCACGAACGUUAUACUGACCUUGCACGGAGUUGAUACCUUCUCAAAAGUGUAUUUGGAUGACAAAUUGCUCGGUGAGACGAACAACAUGUUCGUUCGGUAUCGGUUCGAUCUUAAACGGCAGUUGUGGAAUGAGUACAAAACCCCCUCCAAGCUUCGCAUUGUUAUUCGAUCCCCGGUAACGGAAGCUUUGCUGCUAUCCAAAAAUUAUCAACAAUUGAAAAUCGUGCCGGAGUGUCCACCUAAUGUGUACAACGGAGAGUGUCACGUGAAUUUGAUAAGAAAAAUGCAGGCGAGUUUUUCUUGGGAUUGGGGCCUGGCCGCGCCUUCAAUGGGGAUAUGGAAGCCUGUUCGAUUGGAGUUCUACGAUUCCGUCAAAAUCCGAGACAUUACGUUUGCAUUGAGCGAUGAGCAAACCCACUGGAAGGUUCGGAUCGGCGUGUAUUUGGAAACGGGCAUGAAAAGCCGACCAGUGAAAGGGACACUGACCUUAAACAUAUUAGGUCUGAAAUUUGAAGAAGGUGAAGGAGUACUUUCUGUCAAGAACCAUAGCAAUCAAUCUGGUGAGCUAUUCGUGGAGAACGUACUGACGGUGAGCAAGGAUUCCGUCCAACUGUGGUGGCCCAAUGGAUACGGUCGACAAGCAUUGUACAGUUUGUAUGUGAAGUGGGAGGAUAAUUUGGUUAAUAGCGUUCAGCUCAAAGAUCGCGAAUCGAUGAUAGCUGAGAAAGUAGUUCGUAUAGGCUUUCGCAAUAUCGAGCUCAUCCAGGAACGAGCUCACGAUGGAUUGAUGUUCUACUUCAAAGUCAAUGGUAUUUCUAUGUUCAUGAAAGGUUCAAAUUGGAUUCCAUCGUCAAUCCUGCCGGAGAGUUCAUACGAUGAAAAUUAUGUCAAGUUUCUACUUUACGCCACCCGGGAUGCGAAUAUGAAUAUGCUUCGAGUUUGGGGCGGGGGAGUAUACGAGAGUGACUACUUUUAUCGAUUGGCAGAUGAGUUAGGGAUCCUUAUCUGGCACGACUUGAUGUUUGCAUGCUCAAUGUAUCCAUCGAAUGAUGAGUUUCUAGAAAAUGUUGCCCUGGAGGUUGAUCAGAAUCUGCGGCGGAUCCAGCACCAUCCAAGCAUUGCUCUGUGGGCAGCCAAUAACGAAAACGAAGUGGCCUUGCGUCAAAAUUGGUAUGGAACAGCGACGAACGAGGAAGCUUACAAGAAGGACUACAAGAGGCUGUAUGUUGACGUCAUUGAACCGCAAAUUUUCAAGGUUGACAAAUGGCGGACAGUUCUCAUAUCUUCGCCUUCAAACGGCGAAGAAUCAGUUAGGGAAGACUACAUUGCGAUUAAUCCCCAAGAUCCACGCUUUGGAGAUGUGCAUUACUACAACUACAUAAUGGAUGGCUGGAACCCCAUCAUCUACAGCGGGGGUCGAUUCAUUUCCGAAUAUGGCUACCAAUCGUUCCCAGCACUCACAAGUUGGCCAGUUCGCGAUCUUCGACCUGAUGAGCUGGGAGAUUUGAUCAACCAUCGACAGCAUAGUCCUCUUGGGAACGAGCCUAUUUUGACUAUGAUUGAGAAAAAUUUACCCAUGCCAUUGACCAAUUCAACAGAUUAUUGGCGCGAUAUCAUAUACCUUAGCCAAGUUUCCCAAGCGAUGAUCGUGAAGACGGAAACCGAGGUAUACAGAUCGAAGCGGAUCGAGCAAGGUACAAUGGGAGCCCUCUAUUGGCAGCUGAAUGACGUUUGGAUCGCUCCCUCUUGGUCUAGCAUAGAAUACGGUGGCAAGUACAAAAUUCUGCACUACUGGAUAAAGGACAUAUUCGCGCAAUAUCAUGUGAUAUCUUAUGUCAAUGCACUGAAAAAGCUCGACUUAUUCGCAAUACGGGACACAAUAGGCACGGAUGAAAGAUGGACAAUUACUGUCAACAUUCAUCGUUGGAACGAUUUUAUGCCAGUGGACACGAUCAAAUACCAUUCCAUCAAUGUUCCAGAAAACACCGUUGUGAAAGUUGAUUCCUACGACGUUUAUGGCCACCUGAGGAAAAGGAACCUUAAUCCAAAGGACCAUCUUUUACUCAUCGACCUCUACCGCGAAGGCAAGAAAGUUGCAGAGAAUUUUGUAUUUCUCGAUAAAAUUAAAAAUGCCCCGCUUGCAUCUGACCCUACCGUAACUGUUAACAUUGCUGCUUCAAGCUGCAAUACUGCAACUAACAUUAUUCACGUUAGUAUAGAAACCAUCGUGAGUUCACCUGCUAUAUUCCUAUAUUUGGAUUUAACGCCAGAAAAUAGUGCACUGAAGCAGUGUCAGUUUUCGACGAAUGGCUACCUGCAAUUUACUCCAAUUCAGAUGGUUCACUUACGAUGUGUGGAUGCAGGAUGCAAGUCGAAGCUUCAAAGUAGUGAUAUCAGUGUAUUGACCGUAAAUCAAUUGUUGUUGAAAUAAUUUAAAUGAUGGCUGUAAUAUACAUAUGUACACACAUA
Messenger RNA from Toxorhynchites rutilus septentrionalis, 3961 nucleotides. It is a transcript of the gene beta-Man, whose product is annotated as beta-mannosidase. Gene Ontology annotation, molecular function: beta-mannosidase activity. NCBI's taxonomy places the organism in Eukaryota, Metazoa, Arthropoda, Insecta, Diptera, Culicidae. The record is from RefSeq and is a predicted model, not a curated record. Bases 1182 to 3923 code for a protein of 913 amino acids. The transcript is spliced from 6 exons. Gene Ontology annotation, biological process: glycoprotein catabolic process.